Molecule: messenger RNA, 1536 nt
Organism: Penicillium olsonii
Lineage: Eukaryota; Fungi; Ascomycota; Eurotiomycetes; Eurotiales; Aspergillaceae
Source: the annotation of a GenBank genome assembly
AUGGCUUCCGGACAGCUGAGAGGCAGACCUUUAAGCCUCGUCAUCGGACUGAUUGGUGCGGUUGGAUUUGUGCUGCAAGGCUACGACCAGGCAGUCUCGAAUGGACUCUUGACGUUGGGCUCAUUCAUUGCCGUCUUCCCUCAGAUCGACACUGUGCAUACCACGGGCAGCCAGAAAUCUCACAAUUCUACAAUCCAAGGAACAACUGUUGCCAUUUAUGAAGUGGGAUGUGCACUUGGGGCUGGCUCCUGUGCGUUUCUGGGUGACAGACUAGGUCGUCGCAAGACUAUAUUCCUGGCCGGUUGCAUCGCUUUGAUUGGUGUCGUCAUUCAGUCAACUCCCUUCGCACUCGGCCAGCUGAUCGCUGGCAGAGUCAUCACUGGUGGUUUCACCGCUACAAUUCCCAUGUAUGUUUCCGAGUCUUCUCUGGCAAAAGCCCGUGGAAAAAUGGUGUUACUCGAGGGGUGGUUUGCGAUCGGCGGAAUCGUGCUCGCAACCUGGUUGGAAUUCGGACUUUACUAUGUCGGCGACAACUCUGUCAGCUGGCGUUUUCCCAUUGCGUUCCAAGGUCUCUUCGCCCUGAUCGUCGUUGGCUGUAUCAUGUUGCUCCCCGAGUCCCCUCGCUGGCUGGCUCGCGCUGGACGAUUGGACGAGGCGGCUGAGGUACUAGCCCGGAUAGAAGAUAUGCCUGCAGACUCCGAGCAUGUUCUGCAAGAGAUGGAUAUCAUCCGCCAAUCACUUGUGAUGGACCAAAAUGCCGAGUCCUCCGGUUCCUCUUCGCCUUUCGCGCUCACUAAGAACCGACAUUUACACCGGACUAUUUUGGCCGUUGGUGUUAACAUCCUGGCUCAGAUGACUGGUGUUAACAUUAUCACCUUUUACUCUGAUACCAUUUUCGAGGGUGAUCUCGGAUAUUCGGGUACUAUCUCCCGAAUCACCACCGGAUGCCUGCAGAUCUGGCAGUUCUUGGCAGCCGGUUUGGCUGUUUUGCUCAUUGAUCGUGUUGGCCGUCGACCGCUCUUCAUCGCCGCCGCGAUUGGAAUGACCGUUGCCCAAGCUUGUCUUGCGGGACUUUCAAGCGACCUAGGGAACACGUCCGCCGCCGGAGCUUCCCUCUUGUUCUAUUUCAUGGCGCUGUUCUGCUUCCCUAUUGGUCUUUUCCUGGUGCCGUUCAUGUAUGCGGCGGAGAUCGCCCCACUGCGCACCCGUGCCCAAGUGACCGCCAUGUCGGCUGCAGCGAAUUGGCUCUUCAACUUCGUCCUGGCAGAGGUGAGCCCGGUUGGGUUCGCAACGAUCAGCUGGCGAUAUUACAUUAUAUACGCAUGCAUCAGCGCAUUUGCGUGCGUGUUCUUCUUUUUCUUCUGUCCUGAGACCAAGGGGCGCACGCUCGAGGAGAUUGAUGAUAUCUUUGUGCAGUCCAAGUCCGUGUUUGAUACGGUUCGGGUAGCUCGUCAAAUGCCUUUCCAGACGGAGAUUUUGGCUCAUAUCGACGAGACUGAAAAGGGAAUUGAAGAUAAACAACUUGAGCACGCUUGA